AUGAGUCAUUACAUAUCUUGAGACGACGCGACGAGACUUCACCGAGGGUUUACGACAACAUCAAAAUAUAGUUCCGAACAUUUUUCGCAAUGAAGACAUUGAUGGUGUUCGAUUUCGACCACACACUGGUCGAUGACAACAGUGACAUGUGGGUGAUCAGGUGUCUUCCAGAUCAGACUCUGCCUGACAAAUUGAAGAAUUCAUACGGAAAAGGCCACUGGACUGAGUUCAUGGGCAGAGUGAUGGAUUAUAUAGGUGAACAAGACGUGAGUGUGGAGAGAGUCCGUGCUGAAAUGGAGCGCAUCCCCUUGACGGCGGGCAUGAGCGAGUUGCUAACAUUCAUAUCGCGCAACAAGAGCGACGUGGAUUGUGUGGUCAUCUCGGAUGCCAACGCGCUCUUCAUCGACUGGAUCCUCUGCGCCACCGGGUUGCGUUCGGCCGUGGACUGCGUGUUCACCAACCCGGCCAGAGUCAACGCUCUGGGCCGAGUAGAAGUAUUGCACCACCACACGCACAACUGUUGCCGCUGCCCCGUCAACAUGUGCAAAAGGAAAGUUCUGGAGACAUACCUAGCCCAGCAAGAUGAAUACAGCCGAGUCUUCUACGUAGGCGAUGGCACCAAUGAUUUUUGCCCAGCCUCCUGCUUGAGGGGGGGCGAUGUUGUUAUGCCCAGGAAAGGAUAUGCCCUGGAGGAGCUGCUGGAGGACAAGAGGGAUGCUUUGCAUGCGAGUGUCAUUGCUUGGAGCAGUGGAACCCAAAUCCUUCAUGAGCUACAAGCCAGUCUUAGCUCCACAACCCGGAUUAAUAGGUCUGAGGCUCCAAGCUAACGUCAUCACUGCACAACCCAAAUAGAACGUAAUAGAAGUAAUUGUUUAUCAUAUCAUCCGCAGUCAGGUUUUUGUGUAUUAUCUAUGUCCAUUUUAAUUUGCAUGUGCUAGCAAACAACCAAUCAAAGUGAUCAAUUGUCACUGACGGUUUUGCAACCUGCAAUUUUUGGCCCCUUUAUUAACAAUUUUAAAUAGCACAAUGACACAUCAAUCUUUUCAGAUCUCACAAAUUCUGCUUUUUACUUGUUUUCAGAUGCCUUAAUCUGCCUGUUUAAGCAACACACUGUUGGACUUAAACUCUUAAACCAACUUCCAAAAUCAUUCAUACCACCAUUUCAGUUGACACACAACCAGUCCCAUCUCAAUAGAAUUUCUUCUUUUGUUUAUAAAUCAAUAUUUUGUCAGUUCCAGAAGUGUUGUGCGGAAUCUAAACGUCCAGCCCCGACCAACAUUCACACACUUAUCAUUUCACCCAACUAGUCCACAUUGUUAUUCAUACGUUAACUGCAGCAGUAAUUACGAGCACAGCAGAAGCAAUUACCGUCAAUAAACUUUUCAUCGACAGCUUGCUCAAAUUGUCUCAUUCUCACCUGCUGCUGGUCUUGUGCCAAUGGAGCCUGCCUGCCAUGUCAUCUUCAAUGGUGUCAACUUCUUGUGCUGAGAGGAGCAAAGCUGGAGCAGCUUUUUGGCACCUCAUCCAUCUGCCCCGUCAGCAUUCAUUUGGAAAAGCAUUGCAUGUAUGAGCUGACGCCUGAAUAAAAGGGGACAUUUUUAACAGGACACCUCUGGAGGACAUUCUAUUCCUGCAAGAAAAAGGAGAUAUUUUACGGGAUGGACACACAGAUUACAAAUAUUGUUCCAAUAUGUUUGCUCACUUGAAAAAUGCUUGGCUCGAAACUUUUUAAGAUGCUUUCUCCUUUGUUGUUUACCACAUCUAAAUACCAGGAAAUAAAAGCUGGAUUUCUUUUCGUCUCAUA
This is a messenger RNA of Syngnathus acus (greater pipefish), 1804 nucleotides long. RefSeq names its product phosphatase, orphan 2 (gene phospho2). The transcript has 4 exons. Gene Ontology annotation, molecular function: phosphatase activity. Bases 90 to 827 code for a protein of 245 amino acids. Lineage: Eukaryota; Metazoa; Chordata; Actinopteri; Syngnathiformes; Syngnathidae. The record is from RefSeq and is a predicted model, not a curated record.